AUUUCCCCAAGACUGUAGAGGGAAAGAGGAAACGGCAUUUCUCUCGUGUUAAUUUUGCAGAGAGCCAGAAAGAAAAAAAAGAAAGAAGGAGAAGCAAAGAAAGAGAAAAAUAGAUCAGGGGCGAUUUAGGUCCUCAUUCCCGUCGCUAGAUCGGUGGACCAAAAAAAAAACCGGGACUAUUGAUAUCGAUCUUUUAGCGAUCUAGCCGGCUGGCUAACUUCUACAUUUAUUUCUCAUUAGUCGGCUAGCUGGGUGUUUUAUCAGUGAACGUUUCUUAUAAAAGUCCUACACAGAGAGCAGUUAUUUGGUAGAAGCGCUGUAUCUAGUUGCACGGAGAAGGUCGCUUUAAUACAACAAUAUGGGGAGAAAAUCGAAUCGAGCAAAAGAGAAGAAGCAGAGGCGCCUGGAAGAGCGUGCGGCGAUGGAUGCUGUGUGUGCCAGAGUAGAGGCUGCCAACAAGCUGGAAGAUCCUCUGACUGCUUUUCCCGUGUUCAAGAAGUACGACAGAAACGGACUGAAUCUACAGAUAGAAUGCAAGCGCGUCUCUGCCUUGGCCCCUAGCGCUGUGGAAUGGGCCUAUCAGCUCACCAGGGCCAACAUGCAAAGCCUCUACGAGCAGAGCGAGUGGGGAUGGAAGGAGCGGGAGAAGAAGGAGGAGAUGAAGGACGAGAGGGCGUGGUACCUGCUGGCGCGCGACGCCGACUCCACCCCCCUGGCGUUCUCCCAUUUCCGGUUCGACGUGGAGUGCAGCGAGGAAGUGCUGUACUGUUACGAAGUGCAGCUGGAGAGCCGCGUCAGAAGAAAAGGACUGGGCAAGUUCCUGAUCCAGAUCUUACAGCUAAUCGCCAACAGCACACAGAUGAGGAAGGUGAUGUUGACAGUCUUCAAACACAAUCACGGUGCAUAUCAGUUCUUCAGGGAAGCCUUACAGUUUGAGAUUGAUGAGACCUCGCCCAGCAUGUCCGGUUGCUGCGGAGAUGACUGUUCCUAUGAGAUUCUGAGCCGACGGACGAAAUAUGGGGAGGUCGGGGGUCAUAGCCACAGUGGGGGCCACUGCGGGGGGUGCUGCCACUGAAG
Molecule: messenger RNA, 1077 nt
Organism: Paramormyrops kingsleyae
Lineage: Eukaryota; Metazoa; Chordata; Actinopteri; Osteoglossiformes; Mormyridae
Gene: naa40
Product: N-alpha-acetyltransferase 40, NatD catalytic subunit
Cellular component (GO): nucleus
Molecular function (GO): histone H4 acetyltransferase activity; histone H2A acetyltransferase activity; protein N-terminal-serine acetyltransferase activity
Source: RefSeq, a predicted model, not a curated record